AUGCCGAUCAAAUCACGAUGGUCGGAACCUAUUCCGAACUGUUCUCUGCAGACAUGGAUAUUCGGGUCCUCCUUCGACCCCCUCUCCAACCGCAAGGCUUUCUAUGACGCCGACAGACCAGACACCCAUUACCUGACCUUCUCCGACUACCGCCUCAUGGCCAAGCAGAUCGCUAUCGGCCUCCAGACUGCGGGUCUCAAGCCCGGCGACCGCGUCCUGCUCUUUUCGGGCAACAACCUCUUCUUCCCUGUCAUCUUUCUCGGGGUGCUGAUGGCCGGCGGCAUCUUCACCGGUGCUAACCCGGGCUAUGUUACCCGCGAGGUUGCGUAUCAGCUCACGGACAGCGGGGCGAAGUUCAUGCUCACUGCCGAUGGUAACUUUGACAUUGCGAUGGAAGCCGCGAAGCAAGUCUCCAUGCCUGCGAGCAACGUCUUCGUUCUCGACACCACGAUCCCUGGCUCGAGCAACCCCGAGAGCCUCGCGCGGGGUGGUGCCCGCCACUGGACCGAGCUGGUCGCCCCUAGGGUGCAGGCCGAGAAGUUCGAUUGGGUUGAGCCCUCCGACUCCCAGAUGACGACGUGCUGUCUCAACUACAGCUCUGGCACAACUGGCGUGCCCAAGGGCGUCGAGAUAUCUCACUAUAGCUACGUCGCAAACGGGACUGGCGUCGUCAAGGUGUCAGCUCUGGAAAAGGACUAUGAAGCCUUCGUAGCUCGCUCCGUCGGUCUCUGCUUCCUGCCUCUCUACCACGCCUAUGCUCAGACGUACUUCGUCGCAAAUUUUGCCAAGCAGGGCAUCCCAGUCUACAUCAUGCCGAACUUCGAUUUCGUCAAAAUGCUCACUUACAUUCAGCGCUACCGCAUCACGCAUCUCGUUACCGUCCCGCCCAUCCUGGUCGCUUUAGCCAAAAACCCCGCUACCGUAAAGUUCGAUCUCAGUAGCCUCGAGGUCGUCGGCUCCGGCGCCGCGCCUCUCGCCGCCGACGUCGCUCGUCAGACGGAACGAGUCCUCAAAAGGGACGAUCUUAUCGUUCGCCAGGGCUGGGGCAUGACCGAGGUCACCUGCUCUGCCUUGACUUGGGAUACGGCGCGACUUGUGCGCAGCGCCUCCGUUGGCGAGCUCAUGCCCAACUACCAGGCCAAGCUCGUCGGCGUGGACGGUCAAGAGAUUACCGAGGCAAAGGUGUCUGGCGAGCUCUGGGUCACGGGCCCGACUGUCAUGCGUGGCUACUGGGGCAAACCCAAGGCGACCGAGGAGACCAUCAUCGCGGACGCCGAGGGCAACCGCUGGCUGCGCACCGGUGACGUCGCAUACGUCGACCAGUACGCGACGGGCGGUCUCUUCUUUAUCGUCGAUCGUAUGAAGGAGCUUAUCAAGGUCAAGGGAAACCAGGUUGCCCCUGCCGAACUUGAGGCACUUCUCCUCGAGCGGUCGGACGUUGCCGACGUCGCCGUCAUCGGCGUUACAAUUAGCGGAGAGGAGUUCCCCCGGGCCUACAUUGUACGGUCGCCUGGGACUAAUUCCACUGGCGAGGAGAUCGCCAAGUGGUUGGAGGAACGAGUUUCUAAGCACAAACGCCUCAGGGGCGGUGUUGCGUUUACAGAUGCCAUCCCCAAGAACCCUUCCGGCAAGAUCCUGCGAAAUAUCCUCAGAGAAAAGGCCAAGAAGGAAGUUGGCGAUCCAGUUUCGAAGCUGUAG
This is a messenger RNA of Colletotrichum graminicola M1.001, 1698 nucleotides long. Its product is annotated as AMP-binding enzyme. The transcript is spliced from 2 exons. Gene Ontology annotation, biological process: secondary metabolic process. The record is from RefSeq and is a predicted model, not a curated record. The coding region runs from base 1 to 1698 and encodes 565 amino acids. Gene Ontology annotation, molecular function: CoA-ligase activity. Lineage: Eukaryota; Fungi; Ascomycota; Sordariomycetes; Glomerellales; Glomerellaceae.